GUGGGGAGGAGUCUGUCACCUCCCUACCCCCAUCCCACUUCGGUGCCACCCUUGUAGAUGAAACGUGAGCCUGGGUGGCCAAGGACUCCAGAGAGGCAGACUUUUGCUUGCCAGAGCUCAGCACCUUUGGGCGGGACCUAAAAGCCCCUGCAGCAGCUCAUCCCGGCAAGGCAAGGACCACCAGCGCCCAGCUGCCUCGCAGCAGGCCGGAUUCCCCAGGACUGGGGUCAUGGCUAGGACAGCUCCGGACCCUGCUCUCAGGAGCACAUCCCUGUUGUCCUGACUGCCCUGCAUCCUCCGCAUCGCUGCUGGGGUUCCUGGCUGUCUCUUCACUCCAGUCUCGGCCAGGUCUACCCUUCUGUCCUACAGAGCAGCUUGGGGCCACCGGCUUGAAUGGACGCGUUGAGGCUGCCCCUGCGUCCAGGGGUCCUGCUCCCGAAGUUGGUCCUGCUCUUUGUUUAUGCAGAGGACUGCCUUGCUCAGUGUGGCAAAGAGUGUCGGUCUUACUGCUGCGAUGGAAGUACACCCUACUGUUGCUCCUACUACGCCUACAUUGGAAACAUUCUCUCGGGCACUGCGAUUGCUGGCAUCGUGUUUGGAAUUGUGUUCAUCAUGGGUGUCAUUGCGGGGAUCGCCAUAUGCAUCUGUAUGUGCAUGAAAAACAACCGGGGAACCCGUGUGGGAGUCAUCAGAACGGCACACAUCAAUGCCAUCUCCUAUCCCAUGGCUCCGCCCCCCUAUACUUAUGACCAAGAGAUGGAAUAUUGCACAGACCUGCCACCACCAUACUCUCCAGCCCCACAAGCUUCAGCCCAGCGCUCUCCACCCCCUCCGUAUCCUGGAAAUGCAAGGAAAUAUUCCUCCUCCCAGAACAGAACACGGGACAAUUAGCAAUUUUACCCAGAAUAAAAUGCCUCAAUUUAGAAACAUGCCAAAGAAAAAUGUACGUCUACUGGCUAGGGUCAGAUAAUAUCUCAGGCACAAUGUCUAUGUAGAGCAAACUCUUUCCAUGCUCAGAGCUGUUUGGAGAAUUAUGCUUGGUUCUCUGAAGUCAUAGAUGAAGUGAUCUAUGGAUCCACCCAGGUGCACUCAGAUGAAAGCAGUGCACUUGUCAGGCCAUCUGACAAUCAUGCUGCUUUGGGACGAUGAGCUGAAGGCAACAGCAGAAUUGAACCUGGAAUAAAGAAGAACAGAAGACUGUCUGAUCUACAUCAGAAAAGAGCUGCAUUUCAUAGAGCGUUAGGAGAACUAGAACAGAUCAUUACUUCAUUUAUCCACAAAUAUGUAUUAAGUGCCUUAGAGCCCACCCUGUGCCUGGCAACAUUAGGGGCCCUGGAUGGAAGUAACCAGAGGGAACCUUGCUUCUGGCACAGGCAUACCUCAUCUUGUUGCACUUUCAUCUUUGAACUUUGCAGGUGUUGCAUUUUUUUUUUAUAAACUAAAGAUUUGUGGUAACCUUGCACCAAACCGUGUCAUUUUCCAAACACUAGGAGCAUACUUUUCCUAUCCUUGUAUCUAUCAUAUGUUGGCCAUUCUCAACAAUAUUUCAAACAUUUUCAUCAUUGCUAUUAUUUUGUCUGUUAUGGUGAUCUGUGUUCAGUAAUGGUUGGUGAUGUUAUAGUAGCCUUUUGUUUGGGGAUGUCAUGAACUCUGCACAUAUAGAACAGUGAUAAAUAUUAUGUAUGCCAUAUCUGCUCCACUGAAAAGCUCCACUCCUUCCCUCCUCUGUCUCCCUCCCUAUUCUGAGAACAGCAUUGAAAUUAGGGCAAUUUACAAGCCCACAAUGACUUCUAAGUGUUCAAGCUAAAAGACUCAUAGUUCUUGCUUUAACCCAAAGCUGAAAAUGAUUCAUCCUGGUGACGAAAAUAUGUUCUUAGACCAGCUCAUAAGUUAAUCCGUAAACACAGAUGAGACUUUCUCCCAGGACACUAAAAAUGUCUCUCUCCAAACACACAGAUGAUAGAAAAGAAAGAGAAUAGUGACCCCAGUAUUUAUAAGGAGAAUUCUUCAGUGGUGUGUGCAGCAGAUCAAAACAACCACAUUCCCUCAAGUCCUAACACUUGAUCCAGAGCUAGGACCUAACUCUUCAUUCUGCAAAGCCUGGAUGAAGCGAACAAGAAACGUAAGCAUAGCUUGCAUGCUGUAAGAGAAGGAUGGAGGGGAGCAGAGAUCAGGUCUGAGGUGAAGGAAAGGAGCUGCCCCUGUAGCAUCAAAUGGGAAAGUGACACCUCAGGCACUGCAGUGGAGGUUGCUAAUAUUCUCCCAAAAACCUAGUUAAGAUCUCAGGUAUGGCUGCCUGAUGUAAAUGAAAGAUCCUACUGUGGGAAGACUUGCCUUCUAGAACUUCCACAGCCAUAGAAAACAAGUCACCCUAACUCCACACCUCAAGAGGCAGCCUGGCUUUCUUGUGAGUGUCUAUAACACAAAUGGUGACUUUCACAUGAAGCCAAUGUUCAAUGUUAAUUUUCUAGUCGGCAGUCCUAGCCCUCUUAAGAAUAUGCAAAGUUUUGCUCUGCCUAUAGUCUAUAAAUAGAACAACCAGGUCUAUUUUUGAUGUUGUUUAAUGAAUGUUUUAAACCAAGUAUUGAGACUGCUCAGGGAAAAACAAUUUUUUUUUCAAAAUCUUCCUGCUCAUUGACAAUGCACUGAUCAUCCAAGGGCUCCGAUGCAGAUGUACAACGAAGCACAGGAUGUCUCCGUAUGGACUAAUGAUUCCAGUCCCACUCUGUCCCUUAGACUGUGGUUAACUGCAACUUCUAAGCCUUAUUACUUAAUAACUGCCUUUUAUAAGGUCAUAACUAACACAGAAAUGAAACUUCUGGGGGGUUGGCAAAGUUCUGGAAAGAAUUUACUAUUGUAGAUCCAUGACUCACCAGAAGUCAAGAGGUCAAUAUUAAUGCACAUUUGGAGGAAGUAGAUUUUGGCCCUCAUACAUAAUGUUGCCUUUGUUAAGGCAUUGGAGGAGGAAGUACCUACAGAUAUGGUAAACCCACAAAGGAGUUGAAGGUGCAACUCAGUUACUAUGUCUCACGAUAUUACUACCAAGGGAGCAAUUGCUUCUUCUGGUGAGCAGUGAAAAGAGGUUUUGGUUCUUCUGGUGAAACAUGCUACUGGUGAAAGGUGCUGUGGGCAGAGCUGAGGUGGCAGUGGAGGGUUUAGAGUAGUUAUAAGUGACUUAAGUUAGCAGCAGUAUUAGAGAAAAUUACAAUUUUGAAGGAACAAAAACAAAAGCAUCAAAAACAGCCAAACAGCAUCACAGGCUGCAGAGAACCCUUUCAUGAAGAGAAGUCUCAACCCAUGUAGCAGACUUCACUGUCAUUAUUGGAAGGAAUUAACAGUCUUCCAGAUUGAGCAACCAUCAGCCUAAUCACCAGCAACUUUCACCCCACCACCACCACUAAAAAGAUUUGGCCCAGCUAAAUGAAAACUUGGGUGUUAGUGGCCAUUUUUUAGCAAAGAAAUAUUUUAAUGAGCAUGUAGACAUUGCUUUGAAGACACUUAACAAAUUAUAGUACAGUAUAAACUUAACUUUAAUGUGCACUGGAAAACCAAAACAUGUCCGUGUGAUUCUCUUGCAAUAUUUGCUUUAUAAGAAACACAAGCAACUUCAUAGAUGACGUCAAAGUGUUACUGGUAUGGGUAUAUUGAACGAAUGUCAUCUCUAAAAUAUGUUUGUAAAACAAAACAAAGCAAGUAAACAACAACAAAAACAAGCUGUAGCUUUAAUGUUGACUGGCUUGCUUUGUGAAGUCCUGCCAUCAAGAUUCCAAACAAAAUGUGUCAGUGUAGUAAAGAAAUAUUCGAGAAAGAAUGUCUAAAAUGGAUAACAGAUCAAACUUGCUGCUUAUGGUUUAGGUGAGUGUGAUCAGCUGUGUUGCAGCAAUGAAAGCAGCAAAUCAAUCUUAUCCUUUGACUUUGACUAUUUAAACAAGAUCAAAGAUACACAACAGGUUCUUGGAGCUAAGAUAUCCAUAGUCACUACUAACGCCUCCUACAAACCCAUAUGGCUUUAGUCACAGGUAUAUGAAGGUUGCUCCAACUGUGGAAUAAAAGGUUAGAAACCAAAUAUUCCCAGGGUUUUUAUAUCAGUAUUAAAAUGUGUAAUUUAUCCAUAUACAAAAGACUUUUUAAAGGGGGAUAUGAAUGUUCAAACAUAAAUCCAUUUCUCCCAUUUUAUAAAUGCUAAUCUUUUAGAAAAAUUAUAUAAUUAAUGGGAAAAACAAGAAGGCAUGGUGUUGCCUUUUGCCUGAGUACUAGUUUUUGUGAAGUGCUUACCUUUAAAUGUAAAAGCAGUCAAUAAAAAUUCCAAUGUGUCAUGUUUUACUCCAAGUGGCCCUAACAUUAGUAUUUUUACAUGGGUCUUUUUGUGUACUUUAAAACUGAUUGCCAAACACUAGGAACAGAUAGAUGGUCAGACCUUUAUGCCACUUUAAAAGAAAACCUAAAACACUCAAUCCAAGAUCAUGAUUAUAAUUCAGUGACAUUCCAAAAUGACAUUAAGAUACUUGAUAAAUAACCAAAAUAAAUAUCUUACAAUAUAAGUUAUGGAGUCUGAGCUUGUAGUGAGGAAGUUAAUAUGAAUAAAUAGUUCUUUUACUAUAUCAAGUAUCUAUAGUAGAAAUGUGUGGGUCUGACUGAACACUGUCUACAGAAGGUAUUGAGGCUAGAUUUGUUUUGAGUGACUUGCUUGGCUUUGGCAAGAAUAAUCUUAGCUUGGAAGAUGUGAAGCCUUCAGGGGUCCUGUCUGUCCUAGGAAGAGGCUUCCUGCCUGACAUGAAGUAUUAGCAUAGUAUUAACAGUAUAUUGGCUUUGAUUUAUUUUUCUUCCACAAAUGUGAUUAUUUCCCACUAUUCUACAGCAAUAGUUUGCAAUGCCAAAGUCACGGUGAUAUGAGAAUGUUGUUUGCAAAUCCACUACCCAUUUCUAAAGAAGAAUAGAAGCAAGUCCACCAAAAUCGAACACUCAUCUCAACAUUAAUGUACAGAUACCACCUGCCUCUGACAGUCUAUAAAUAUUGCCUGCACAGAAACCAUUUCUGUCCACACUAUCUCUUUUUUGAGUUGUUUAUAGCUCGCCCUAAAGCAUAGCACAGACCUAUAUAUUUACAAUAGAUGAAGGAUUUUUACUGUUUUUAUUAGUGUCAUAGUAACAGAAAUGAAUAUAGCAUAGAUGUCCAAAGUUCACUGAUUAUUUCCAGAAGUAAUGUAUAUCAGAAGAAAACAAUAUUUGAUGUAAAAAAUUUGAUUAUGGUUAUUUAAGAACUAACCUUUGCUAUGGCUAAUUUGUUUACAAGGAGAAAUAAAAUGAAAGA
Messenger RNA from Apodemus sylvaticus (European woodmouse), 5311 nucleotides. RefSeq names its product cysteine and tyrosine rich 1 (gene Cyyr1). Bases 394 to 891 code for a protein of 165 amino acids. Lineage: Eukaryota; Metazoa; Chordata; Mammalia; Rodentia; Muridae. The transcript has 4 exons. The record is from RefSeq and is a predicted model, not a curated record.